Messenger RNA from Sorghum bicolor (sorghum), 811 nucleotides. RefSeq lists its product as uncharacterized. NCBI's taxonomy places the organism in Eukaryota, Viridiplantae, Streptophyta, Magnoliopsida, Poales, Poaceae. The coding region runs from base 309 to 671 and encodes 120 amino acids. The record is from RefSeq and is a predicted model, not a curated record. The transcript has a single exon.
AGCAGCUCGCAGCGGCAACAGUGGCCGGCAGCGAGUGUCACACUGUCACGCUCGAACACACACUGACACCGCACAAGGACUUGCCGCUGUUGGUUAUUUGACUCCUCUUUUGUCCCGCCGCGCGCAUGGCCCCCCUCCUCCUGUCUCUCCGCUCUCUUUAUAAGCAACACGCACAGCGGCGGCGUCGGCGAGGGUGAGAAGCGGCGGCGGGAGUCAGCUCCUCUCCUCUGAGCUCUGCAAGUCUGCAGUGCGCGCGAGCGCGACAGGCCGGGGUGCUGUCCUGUCCUGUCCUGUCCUGGUGGUGGGAGAUGGCGACCGUGCCGUUGCCGUGGCCGCUCGCCGCGACUGAGAGCGUGAGGAGGUCGCUGCAGGAAGGGGCCGCCGGCGCCGCGGCGUCGUACGCGCAGCGAUCCCCGCAGCAGGGGGCGGCGCGUCCCGCGGCCACGGCGAGGUCGGUGGAGACGCUGGUGGUGAUCGUGGCCGCGAUCGUGCUCGCCGCCGUGCUGGCGGGCGUCCUCGCGCGGGUCUGUGGCGGCCGGCACGUCGUGCCGAGCGCCCAAUACCACGACGAGGAAGGCUGGGUGGAGAGGCGCUGCCGGAGCUGCCUCGACAGCGGGCUGCCGCCGCCGCCGCCGGAGCAGGGGUCGUCAAAGACGAGCGAGGCCAAAUAGUGCUUGUGCAUUGCGAUACUUGGGCCUUGUUUAGUUCCGAAAAGACUUCGGUAGUGUAGCACUUUCGUUUGUGUGUGACAAAUAUUAUUCAAUUAUGGACUAACUAGAAUCAAAAGAUUCGUCUCGCGAUUUCCAGCUAA